AGGACAAGAUACUGAACCAAAUAGAUAAAUACCAACACUUAUUCAAGAUUUCCUGAGUGUCACAGAGCUUAAAAAAGAAGAUUAUACAUUGGCUUAAAGAGAAAUUAAACCUUCUUUCACGAGCAGACCAAACAAAAGAACAAGGAAACCAACUACGAUGCAUUGGGUAGUAGAGACGAGGGUCUGUGUAUAAGCAGACAUGGUAAUUGCUGCACCAAUCAAUCCAAUCAGAAAGCCGCUCCAGUUCUGAUCCAUUUGAUUAUCUGGGCUUUCUUCUGCUCCUCCUCCCUUUUGACAGUUUCCCUCUUCAGAAGAUCAAGAAACUUUCUCUCUUAGUUGUUACUGAAAUCUAGCAAUGAGAAUCCAGAACCAGAAGUAAUUUUUUUCAGCUUCUAGACCAGAUUUCAACGACCCACGAACCAAAAGUCAACGAUGGGAUUCCAGCCGCAAACCCAAAACUCCCGAAGUCCCAAAUGGUAUUGAUCUGAAUUCUGGAUCGUGGCACGGUGGCAGGUUUCAUCACCAUAAAGCUUAUGACUUUUUGGGUCCAAAAGACCUUUUGAGGUCUUCCCCUUUCAAAUUAUUACAUUUAUGUCCUCUUUAGGAGUUCCUUGUUUCCUUCUAUGAUCGAAGAGCCAAAGAAAGGUUCUAGCUUCUAGCUCCGCCGAACCCUUUGGGCGAUGAAGAACGCCAGCCCCAACUGAGAACAGAGUCCUCACAGAUGACAUUUACACAAUAGAUGAGAAAAACCCACAAAGUUUUCUUUCAUCAACUGUUCCAAAUCCCAUCCUAUUUGCAUCUAUGGUUGCCAAGGACCAAAUUUCUCCAUCUUCAGGUUUGUUCUCUCAUCUCUCACCAAUUGAGCUUUUCUACUGAAGCUGGGUUUUUUAGUUUAAAAGCUCCAUCUUCGAAUCUUAACCGUUCCAAACCAAAUCAAAGACUUGUGUUUGAGAAUAAACAUAAGCCUUCCUCCACGAAUUGUAAACUGGCCUGCGUCUUGGAGGAACCUACAUCAUCUCUUGGAGACGGACUAACCAAAACCCAGAUAGAUUCAACAGAUUUAUGUUCGACUGGUUGUUCUAGUAUUGGUAGCUCUGUUAUUUUGAGGUGUUCGUACCUUUGGGAGAAAAAGUUCGUGACAUCUGCUGAGACUUCUCUGCGAGGCAUUCUGCUCAAGUUAAUUGAUAUAUUUCCUGAAUCAACACGUCGAUUCCUGAGGCUGUCGCGGCUGAAACCCAGAGAUGUCCUUGAAAUUUUACAGGAUUUCGAAUCCCAGUGUUUGGAACCUGCAAUUGAAGCAAGAAAGGUGGAACUUUUGUGGGAAUUGUUCAAGUUGGCAGCGAACCAGAGUAAGGAAUUUAUACAUCUUCCCCAAUCCCACGAGAUCAUGGCCUCCAUGCUUGUCCAAGUCGGAUUGCUUAGAGAGACGGAAUUGUUGCUUCGAACAAUGGAAUCUCUAUUUUGCAAUUCUGAAAUCAUCAGCGCAAUGCUUGAAGCAUAUGCCAAGGCCUGGGAUUUAGAGAACUCAAUUUUGAUGUACAAUGAAAUGAGGUCUCGAGGUUUAAUACCGUCCUCAUCAAGUUAUCGGGUUCUACUCAAUAAUUUGGUUCAAAUAAACAAGGGUGACCUAGCAUUUCGAGUUUAUAUGGACAUGGUAGAGUCUGGGUUUGGACUGUGUAGUGUGGAAGAAACUACUUUUGAGCUUCUUGUUAGGUUACUUUGUAAGGAUGGAAAAAUUCAAGAAGCUCGAAAUCUUGUGAGGGAGGUUACUGCCCUGGGUGUGCAGCCUGGUCGGCUCGUUAUUAAUGAGAUUGCUAUAGGGUAUUGUGCAAAGAAGGACUUUGAGGACUUGUUGAGCUUCUUGAGUGAAAUAAAGUGCGUGCCAGAUGCUCCCAUCUGCAAUAAGAUUAUGUACUCUCUUUGUAGGAGGUUUGGUGCAGAAGAAGCAUACUUAUUCAUGGAGGACCUCAAUUAUUUAGGAUUCAGUCCAGAUGAAAUAACUUUUGGUAUCUUGAUUGGCUGGAGUUGCAGAGUAGGAAAGCUAAAAGAUGCCUUCUUUUAUCUAUCAGAUCUUUCUUCAAGAUGCCUAAUACCUGAUAUACAUACUUAUAACGCUAUUAUCAGUGGGUUAUUUAAGAAGAGUAUGUGGAACCAUGCUAGGGACAUUCUUGAUGAAAUGCUUGAGAAGGGGAUAACACCAAAUGCAACGACAUUUAGAGUUCUUUUAGCUGGAUAUUGCAAAGCUAGACUAUUUAACGAAGCAAAGGCGAUUAUUGGGGAGAUGGUGAGCCACAAGUUGAUUGAAUUAUCUCCAAUGGAGGAUACUCUUUCUAAGGCAUUUAUGAUCUUGGGGCUUAACCCAUUGUCUGCGAAAGUGAAGAGGGAUAACGACGUAGGACUUACAAAAACCGAGUUCUUUGAUGCCCUUGGAAAUGGACUUUAUUUAGAGACAGACAUUGACGAGUUUGAGAAGACUAUGAUGAAGAUUCUAGAAGAUUCUUUCAUUCCUGACUUUAACUCACUUGUAUUGAAGGAAUGUGGCCAUGGAAAUGUACGAUCUGCACUAAGGGUUAAAGAUGAGAUGGUUUGGUGGGGCCAGGAACUCUCAUCAUGUGCCUACAUGACAUUAGUUAAUCACCUCUCUGCAUCCCAUUCCCAUGUUAAGGUAGCUAUCAGGCUUUUGGAUGAAAUGCCAAAACAGGCUAGUCAUCUAGACCAAUCAACUCUCAAUUUGCUUAUCCAGGCAACUAGCAAGAAGGGAUUCACAUGUCACGGGAGAAGGCUUUUGGAUAGAAUGCUCCAAAGGAACCUACUUAUCCAGAAUGGGACAUACACAGCUCUAAUUGAAGGCUUAUGCAAAGAAGGAAACAUUAGAGAACUUCAUGAAUGCUGGGAACUUGCAUUGAUACACAAAUGGUUACCUACAUUUAAGGAUUGCAAGGCUCUUAUCGGUUACUUAUGCCAGCUUGGACAGAUUAGAAAAGCACUUGAGCUUCUUGAAAACACACUUGCAACCUACACUGACUCAACCGCUGAUGCUUGCAAUAUGUUUCUUGAAGAGCUUUCUGUGAAUGGUUAUACAAGCAUUGGACAUGUUUUGAUGGAAGAAGUUGUAAGGCAGGGCUGGAUCUUGGAUCAGGCAGCUUAUAACCACCUUAUAAGGGGGUUCUGUAAGGAGAAAAGUUUUAUUGAAGCCUUUGGGGUACUUGAUGCCAGGCUCAAAAUGAACAUGGUCCCCUGUGUGGAUGUCUGUACUCUGUUAAUUCCUCAACUGAUUAGGUUUCACAGAAUGAAGAAAGUGAUGGCUCUGAAGGAGAUGAUAUUCAAUGAGGAAACAACAGCGUGUCUUUCUGUCUACAAUGCUAUAGUCAAAGGUCUCUGUAAGAUGGGGAAAGUUGGGGAGGCAACCCUCCAAUUCGAAGAAAUGUUAGCAAAAGGCAUACAACCAGACCCGGAAACUUAUAAUCUGAUGGUUCAAGGGUAUUGUGGCAUUAACAACUUGAGAGGAGCACUGGAGUUUAUAGCUAGCAUGACAAGAAUGAAUUUUAGCCUCUCGAUCUCAAGUUACCGUAAUCUGGUGUGCUGCAUAUGCAUGGAGGGUAGGGUGCUCUACGCAUUGAGGAUGAAAGAGCUUAUGCUAAGAGUAGCCAGUUGUCCUAUCCUUGUAGUCUAUAACAUUCUGAUACACUGUCUUUUCCAUUCUGGAAAUAGUACAGUUGUGACAACAAUUUUACAUGAAAUGCAUGAGAAGGGCUUGCUUCUUGAUGAAGUAUCUUAUAACUUUCUUGUACAUGGCUACUUGAAGUGUAAGGAUGUCUCAAGAUCAGAGAAGGCUCUGAAGUCUAUGAUUGACAAGGAUCUAAGACCAAAUAAUCGCAGCUUUGGAAGUAUAAUCAGAUACCUUUGUAAUGAAGGGGAGCUUGAUAAAGCAAUGGAGAUGAGUACUGUGAUGGAGUUAAGGAGCUGGGUGCACAGUUCAGUUGUCCAAAAUGCAAUUGCAGUGGGACUUCUUACUCGUGGUAGACUUCAAGAAGCAGAAGAUUUUUUGGAUAGGAUGAAGCAUAAAGGCCUGAUCCCCAACAGCAUCUGCUAUGAUUUGCUGAUUAAAGGAUUUUGUUACCAUGGAAGACUGAACAGGGCAGUUGAUCUAAUGAAUAUAAUGCUGAUGAAAGGAAACAUUCCAAGCCCUUCCAGUUACGAUUUUGUCAUACAGAGUCUUUGUGCAUGCAAUGCUUUCGACCAAGCUCUUGAUUUCCAUGCUGAGAUGUUGGAUAGGAAACAUGAACCUAGCGUAAAUACAUGGGAUGCUCUUGUCAGUGGACUUUGUAAAGAUGGUCGAACAGUCCAAGCCAAAAUGCUAUUGGAUUCCAUGCUUCAGUUUGGUCAAAGUCCAACCCAGACAAUGUACCAGUCUGUGAUUAAAUGUUGUUUGGAAAACCAUCCCACCAAGGCAUCAGAACUUUUACAUAAGAUGCAACAAAAUGGAUAUGUUCCAGAUUUCGAGAUUCACUGGUCCCUCAUAAGCAAUCUAAGAAAUUCCAUUGACAAUGAUGGUAGUGAAAAGGGCGGUUUUCUGUCAAAGCUUCUUUCGCGGAGUGGCUUUACUGGGAAGAAAGAUCCAAAGGCUAUAAGGGGUUAGUGAAAUGCCAGCACUGAAAAAUGUAGAGUUGAUGCCAAACGAGAAAUGCUUAAUUUCCAACUGGAGCUUGGCUAGCAACAUAAACAGGAAUGAAGAAAUACCUAUUAGUUGUUUUUCUGUUUCUCAAAACAAAAAGUGACGGGAGAAAAAUCGUGAAAUCCCUCCCAAGUCCCGACUCCCGACGCCCUACCCUCUCUAUCUCUUUGUAGCUCUCCACAAGCUGCAACUCUCUCGCGAAGCUCGACGACCGUCUCUGCUCUCUCGCGAAGCUCGACGUUCUCUACUCUAUUGCGAAGUUCAACGUUCUCUGCUCUCUUGCGAAGCUCGAAGUUCUCUUCUCUCGCAAAGCUCGGCGUCUCUCUGUCUCGUCAAGGAACGGUCUCACUGCAACUCUCCUUGCAGCAACAAGUUCGAUCGUCAAGCUCAGAAAUGGGAGAAACCGUUUCUGCUGUUUCUACACACAGAAACGAUUGAAACAAAAUCAAACGGCCUCUUAGUUAUUCAGAAUUUUCUUUCAAUUCUCCUUGUGUUACAGAGUGGACAUUUAUAAUUGCUGACAAUUGUUAUAAGGAAUCCUCAUAACUUAUAACUUGAAUAGUAGUUAUUUUACUGGAGAAGUAAGCAUUCCUUAUUGAGCUGAACUAGUUUCAUUAGACUUCCAAUAUUACCUGAUUUUCCUUUUCUUGUUUGUCCUGCUUCUGGUUUCUGCAUUCAUAUAUGCUUCAAACAUAGUAAGCCAUUGUUUCACAUUUUAGCAUUUACAGACUCGUGACAUUUAGCACAAACUAGAAGCCUAAUUUAGAUAUAAUCCGACCCAAAUCACCAUUUAUGUAGUUUUUAACUGCCUUUUUCUCAUGCUCUCUCACUUAUAAUAAUGAAGGAGUGUUGGCAGGUAUGUCUGCAGUUUGCAGAAGAACUCUCUCUCUCUCUCUCUCUCUGCAUUGUAGUCUGUCUUUCUACAUAUAUGCAUGUAUAUCUCUUAUAUAUAUAUAUACUCUUAUAUAUAUAUAUAUAUAU
Messenger RNA from Macadamia integrifolia, 5656 nucleotides. Its product is annotated as pentatricopeptide repeat-containing protein At5g15280, mitochondrial. Lineage: Eukaryota; Viridiplantae; Streptophyta; Magnoliopsida; Proteales; Proteaceae. The record is from RefSeq and is a predicted model, not a curated record. The transcript is spliced from 3 exons. Gene Ontology annotation, molecular function: protein binding. Bases 740 to 4639 code for a protein of 1299 amino acids.